Molecule: messenger RNA, 3407 nt
Organism: Pogoniulus pusillus (Red-fronted tinkerbird)
Lineage: Eukaryota; Metazoa; Chordata; Aves; Piciformes; Lybiidae
Gene: SLC7A4
Product: solute carrier family 7 member 4
Exons: 4
Coding region: 64-2025 (653 amino acids)
Biological process (GO): transmembrane transport; amino acid transport
Cellular component (GO): plasma membrane
Molecular function (GO): amino acid transmembrane transporter activity
Source: RefSeq, a predicted model, not a curated record
UCGGGCGCGGUGCGGCCGCUGCGGCCCCGGCCCUGCCCGCGGGCGGGCGGCGGUGCCCCCAGCAUGGCCAAGUGGCUGCCCCGCGCCGGCGACCUGAGCCGCUUCCUGCAGAAACUGAACCGGGUGAAGACCCUGGAGGAGGACAUGAUGGAGACGUCCUUCAACAGGUGCCUCUCCACCGUGGACCUGACGCUGCUGGGCAUCGGGGGCAUGGUGGGCUCGGGGCUGUACGUCCUGACGGGCACCGUGGCCAAGGAGCUCGCCGGCCCCGCCGUCAUCGUCUCCUUCGUCAUCGCGGGCUUGGCCUCGCUGCUGGCUGCCCUCUGCUACGCCGAGUUCGGGGCGCGGGUGCCCAAGACAGGCUCUGCCUACAUGUUCACCUACGUGUCCGUGGGCGAGCUCUGGGCCUUCCUCAUCGGCUGGAACGUGCUGCUGGAGUACAUGAUCGGGGGAGCCGCCGUGGCCAGGGCCUGGAGCGGCUACCUGGACUCCAUCUUCAACCACAGGAUCAAGAACUUCACCGAGACCCACCUGGGCGCCUGGCAGGUGCCCUUCCUGGCUCGCUACCCUGACUUCCUGGCAGCUGCCAUCCUGCUGGUAGCCACUGCCUUCAUCUCCUUCGGCGCCAAAGUGUCCUCCUGGCUCAACCACGUCUUCUCGGCCGUCAGCAUGGGGGUCAUCCUCUUCAUCCUCGUCAUGGGCUUCGUCCUCGCCCAGCCCAAGAACUGGAGCGCCCAGGAGGGCGGCUUUGCCCCCUACGGGCUGUCUGGCAUCAUGGCUGGCACAGCCACCUGCUUCUACGCCUUCGUGGGCUUCGACGUCAUCGCAGCCUCCAGCGAAGAGGCCAGGAACCCCCAGAGGGCUGUGCCCAGAGCCAUCGCCUGCUCCCUGGGGCUGGCCACCGGGGCCUACAUCCUGGUGUCAGUGGUGCUGACCCUGAUGGUGCCCUGGCACACGCUGGACCCCGACUCUGCCCUGGCAGAUGCCUUUUACAGGAGAGGCUAUGCCUGGGCAGGGUUCCUGGUGGCUGCUGGCUCCAUCUGCGCCAUGAACACAGUGCUGCUGAGCAACCUCUUCUCCCUGCCGCGCAUCGUCUACGCCAUGGCCGAGGAUGGGCUCUUCUUCCAGGUCUUCUCCCGGGUGCACCCCCGCACGCAGGUGCCCGUGGUUGGCAUCGUGGUCUUUGGGCUGCUGAUGGCCCUGCUGGCCCUCGUCUUUGACCUGGAGGCCCUGGUGCAGUUCCUGUCCAUUGGCACCCUGCUGGCCUACACCUUUGUGGCCGCCAGCAUCAUCGUCCUGCGCUUUCAGCUGCAGAAGGUGGUUGGCACAGCCCCGGCGGGCGCUGCCCAGCCUGGCACCGAGCCCCAGCAGAGCCCAGCUGCAGGGGAGCUGAAGGAGUAUGAGUCCUUCUCCGACAAGCUGCAGCUGGUGGACAGGGACAGGAGCAAGGAGCAGCGGGAGCCAGGGCAGCUGAAGGCAGCCUUUGAGCCCUACCUGGAGUUCCUCAGCGACUUCUACCCGGGCGAGGUGGUCACGGUGGCUGUGGUGACCCUCAUGGUGUCUGCCAUCUGCCUCUGCUCCAUCCUGGCCUUUGGCAACACCCACCUCCACCUGCCCACCUGGAGCUACUCCCUGCUGCUGGUCCUCUUCAGCCUGGGCUUCUUCCUCAGCCUCCUCCUCAUCUGGGCACACGAGCAGCAGCGCAGCACCCAGACCUUCCAGAUCCCCCUGGUGCCUCUCUCCCCGGCCCUGAGCAUCCUCCUCAAUAUCUACCUGAUGCUGAAGCUCAGCUACAUGACCUGGCUGCGCUUUGCCAUCUGGCUGCUCCUAGGCCUGUUGGUCUACUUUGGCUACGGCAUCUGGCACAGCAAGGAGAACCUGCGGGAGCCGCGGGCGCAGCGAGUCAGUGCCCGCUACGUGGUGUUCCCCAGCGGCAGCCUGCAGGAGAGGGUCCAGGCAGUCCAGCCCAGUGCCCAGCCUGCCACGGAGCUGCCAGACGCCCACAUCGACGACUGCAAGAGAUGACAGCCUCCCCUCCCCCCUCCCACCCCCCCAGGGCAUGGAGCCACCGUGGGGCAGGUCCAACUUCCCCAUAGCAAGGCUGCCGCCGCCUCCUCCUCCUCCUCUGCCUCCUCCUCCUCCUGGCUGUUUCGAUGUGUGUCUCUAGCUGAAGAUGAUGAAGGUUCUUGCCCUUCCCCAGCCACUCUUGAUGGAGCCUGGGGCGGGGUUGGCUCCCUCCUUCCCUCCCUCCUCACCCUCAGCACUCAGGACGUGGGGGCUCAGCCUGCCCUGCUCACCAGGAGCUUUGUUCUCACCACCUCCCCCAAAGCAGCAAAUCUCCUUUCUGCUGGUCUGAGCUCGCAGCUGGGGGGGUGCAGAAGGGUCCUCAGGGAGCAGGGCAGGCAGCCCAGCGCUGCCCAUCCUGGGCUCUUAGCCUGGCUGCAUCCCUGCCUCCUGCUGAGCCCAGCUGUGGCAGGAGGCAGGGGCCAGAUGUGCUUCCCCACUGGCAUCGGCUCUGCUGUUCCACGGACUGGGGCUGAGGGGGCCAAGGUGGGCAUGAGAUAGAGAAGGGACAGGGCCAGAGCCAUGGGCAGGGACCCUGGCAAAGGCUGGCAUAGCAGGAGACCAACUGCCUCUUCCCAUGGACUGGGGGCCAUGCCUGGCUGGAAGGUCAUGCCAGGACCAGGCACUUGCCCAGCCCUGAGCUGGGUGUGGGCACUCAGGACCUCAGAUUUGUUGCCUUGACCCUGGAGAGUCCCAGCAGGAGCCCUGGGCUGGGCUGCCUGAAGCCAGCUCCUCCCUUGCCCUCACCCCAGCAACUCCACCUGCACUGCCACCUGCCCUGGCAUGGGGGCUCAGCUGGCAGUGAUGCCCCUCCCUGGCUGCCCGUGCCUGAGUAUGGGCUCCUGCCUGGCAAGCAUCCCCAGGCUCUGAGAUUCACCCUGGCUGCCACGGGGUGAUUGGGGGGGUCCCCAUCACAGCUGCAGCAGCCCCUCCCCGGGCAGCCUGGAGCAGCAGUGAAGGAAGCUUUGCCACGUCACGGAAGAGCCACGUGGAGGACACAAGCUUGUCAAGCUGCCAGGCCUGGCAGCAUGGGCACCCUGCCCCCACCGCCCUGCCGGGCAUGCCAGUGUCAGCUGUACCCUGCCAGGAGCCAGGACCCCCUUUGCUUCUCUCUGGCCAGUCCCUGCUGGGGCCGGGAGGGGCCAUGGAGGUGCCCCUGCCCCAUCUGCUGGCUCCUGGUGACCCUCUCUGCCUGCCAGCGCCGCUCCACAUCCCGCUCGCCCCUCUGCUGCUGCUGCUGCUGCCGCUGCCAGCGCGCCCCCGGCGUGCCCUGGCCCUGCUUGGCACCGAUGUGUAGUGGCUCCGACUCGGGCACCCCAUAAACACAGGUUCUGCCGCGGCUC